AUGGGACCAUCUGACGACGAAUUAAUUGCACAAAUGCGCUUGUUUAUGCACCAGAGCAUGAAAAAUUACGAUCCUUCGCAUGACGCGGCACACGUUGAGCGAGUUGUAACUCUUUCUCAAAAACUACUUCGACGUGAAAUGCUCGGGCCAAGAGCCACCAAAGGAUUGGCCUACAACAGCACAGUGGUAAUUCUGGCGGCACUUAUGCACGAUAUCGAAGACCAUAAAUAUCAAUCUUCACUCUCAAACGACAAUAAACCCCCUAGGGUCGUCUAUAACGCAUUACUGGACGCCGGGGCAGCGUCGGAGCUAGCACAAACAGUUGAGACAAUCGUCAGCCAUGUGUCGUACAGUAAGGAGAAGAAAGAUCCAGCUGUAGUCACCCGGCUUAUCGACAAUGGGUUUCCCGAGCUCGCGCUAGUUCAGGACGCUGAUCGACUGGACGCGAUCGGUGCCAUUGGCAUAGGUCGAUGUUUCACAUUUCUCGGUGCCAAAGGAAAGGAUUCGGGGGCUCCAUGGAAGAUGGAGAGUGCCAUGGAACACUUGAGAGGGAAGCUGAUGCAGCUCCAGGGAACCAUGAAGACUGAGGCCGGGAGGAGUCUCGCAGCUGCUAGAACUCAGCGACUCCGUGAGUUUGAAAGCUGGUGGCGCCAAGAGAGUAUGAAUGAUAUCGAUAUGUGA
Molecule: messenger RNA, 681 nt
Organism: Fusarium tjaetaba
Lineage: Eukaryota; Fungi; Ascomycota; Sordariomycetes; Hypocreales; Nectriaceae
Product: HD superfamily hydrolase
Exons: 1
Coding region: 1-681 (226 amino acids)
Source: RefSeq, a predicted model, not a curated record